Molecule: messenger RNA, 2994 nt
Organism: Hyaena hyaena (striped hyena)
Lineage: Eukaryota; Metazoa; Chordata; Mammalia; Carnivora; Hyaenidae
Gene: TEPSIN
Product: TEPSIN adaptor related protein complex 4 accessory protein
Exons: 13
Coding region: 63-1802 (579 amino acids)
Cellular component (GO): trans-Golgi network membrane
Source: RefSeq, a predicted model, not a curated record
GGCCCGCGCGGGGAUUGGAGGGGGUCGGCGGCUGCGGGCGGGGCCGGAAGGUGGCCGGCAUCAUGGCGGCCACGCCGCAGCUGCGGGACCGCCUGAGCUUCCUGCACCGGCUCCCGAUUCUCCUGAAGGGAACGUCAGACGACGAUGUCCCGUGUCCGGGCUACUUGUUUGAGGAGAUCGCCAAGAUCUCGCACGAGUCCCUGGGCAGCAGCCAGUGCCUCCUGGAGUACCUUCUGAACCGUCUGCACAGCGGCUCUGGCCGAGUGAAGCUCAAGGUGCUGAAGAUCCUGCUCCACCUGUGUGGUCACGGCUCCUCGUCGUCCCUGCUCAUCCUCAAACGCAACCCUGCCUUCAUCCAGGAAGCCGCAGUUUUCUCAGGGCCCCCGGACCCUCUCCACGGAAACAGCUUGUACCAGAAGGUGCGGGCGGCCGCCCAGGACCUGGGGAGUGCCUUGUUCUCGGACAGCCUGUCCCCCCUGCCUCCCUCCCAGCCUCCCAGGGCCCUGCCUCCAGCAGGCAUGGGCUCCGAGUCCAGGCCCCAGGGUGCCCUCCAGGGCUUCGGCUACAGCAAGGAACGGGGCCCCACAGGCUCUGCGGGCGAAGCCUUCCUCUCCACCAUCCAGAAGGCUGCAGAGGUGGUGGCCAGCGCUGUGCGCCCUGGGCCCGGGAGCCCCGGCACCCGGAGGCCCCUCCCGCGAGGUGACGCCUACCAGCCUGCCGUGACGCCCGCAGCUGCCCGUGGUGGCCCCGUGGCUCUCCUGGGCACCCGAGGAAGUGUCACGAGACCCCAGCCCGGGCAGGCGGGAGGGGGCUGGGACGAGCCAGACAGCGGCUCCAGCUCCCAGAAUUCGUCCCGGGAGAGCGGUGACCCAGGCAAGGUCUCCAACUCGGGCAGUCGGUCGGGCAGUGACAGCCCCUCAGCGGCCAGCCAGGCACCCAGCGACCUGGCAGAGCGGGUUGAGGCCAUGACCCUGAGUGACUGCCAGCAGGAGCAGAGUCUGGUCCAGACGGUGACGCGGGGGCCACGCCCCUUUCUGAGCCGAGAGGAGGCACAGUGCUUCAUCAAAGAGUGCGGGCUGCUCAACUGUGAGGCGGUCCUGGAGCUGCUGAUGCGCCGCCUGGACGGGGCCGGCGAGUGCGUGCAGAUGAGGGCGCUGGGCGCCAUCGCCUCCCUGGGCCACACCGACCUGCUCUCCCAGGAACACAUCCUGCUCCUCACCCGGCCACGGCUGCAGGAGCUCAGCGCGGGCAGCCCUGGACCUGUGACCAACAAGGCCACCAAGAUCCUGAGGCACUUUGAAGCCUCCUGCCGACAGCGGCCCCCCCCCGCCUGGAGGCCGCCAACCGAGCCGGGCCCUGCGUCUGCCCGCGGGGGCCCCGCCGACCUGCUAACCGACGCCGUGCCUUUCUCCGGGAGCCAUGCUUUCCUACAGCCGCUGAGUUCCGCCCUCUUUCUGGCCCAGGGCCCUGCGCACCCCCUUCCCCCAGACGGCUCCCCCCUCUCAGUCCCUAGGGAGGCCGAGGCUGGACUGGUGGGCUCCAGAGUGGAGGGGGCCGGAUCUGAGUGGAGCCCGCGGGGCACGGGCUCCCCAGAGGGGGCGCCAGAACUUUGCCCAGGGCCCAGCGGCGGCUGCAGGUCCCUGUUUGCUGGCAUGGAACUGGUGGCCUGUCCCCGCCUGCUGGGGGCCGGUCCCGCCACGGAAGAGGCCCCCCAGGCCCCCUGGACGUCGUCACAGAGGACGGCAGCAGCAGGAGCGCCUCCCGGCUCAGAACCUUCUGCUUUCCCAUUCCUAAACUCGUGACCUUGCCAGCCUGGGCCACGUGGGGAGUCACCGUGGCCCCGGCCUAUAAAUCCCAGGACGCCGGGACUCUGUGCUGUCCCUUUUGCCCACAGCCCCCAUGUCCUACUGAAGAGUGUUUCCUCUUGGGUGGCUGUGGCCGGUCCUGCUCUCCCUCCGGCUGCUUCCCCUCACUCGCAGGGGACGCAGCGCCGGCAGCUGACCAGAGCGAACACGACCACCGCCAGUCAAGCCCCGGGGGUGCGCCCGGAGUGCACGAGCCCACAGCGCCGGGAGGCACCAUGCAAAGGGUCCACAGGGGUCAGCUCCCAACCCAAAAGUGGGUUCGCCGUUUUCCUGCUGGAUGAGGCAGGCCCCCCAUCGUGCACGGGCCCCUCCUGUGGGUGUGGUGGCUGGAGGGACAGCCCCGAGGCCUUGAGGGAGAGCGGGACCCGCGCCGAGCUGGGCCCGUUUCUAGGCAGAGUUAGGAACUGAGCUGCUCGUUCGGGGUGGUGGCUGGGGUCCCCAGGUCUCCGGCCUUGCAGCCGUCUGGAGGCCCGACCUGCAGACACUGUCAGGCCCCUCUCCCUACAGCCAGAUGGACUUCAAGGGGGACCAGGUGGCCAGAGGGCGAAGCACGGCCUGCGUGGAGGGGACAGGAGCUCCUAAUGAGUGGUCGGGGGCUCCCAGGGUCCUCACAGGCACCGUGCAGAAGGGCCCCUGGCCCCUCUGUGGGGGGUGAGUCAGGAGGAGACCAUCCAGGCCAUGGCCCUUGCCACCCUUAGAGGAGGGCUUGGGCUACCUCAGUUUCCCCCCAUGUCUCCCUUACCCGAGGCUACUCUCUGGACUUGACUUCCUGCAGCAGCAGGCCUGGGAAACGCUGACCUCAGGGCCCCGGACACCCGUGCCUGCCUCUCAGAAACAAGGGGUUUUGUGUGGAUUUGGAACCAUGGCUUGGCUCUUUGUUUUUGGGCUCAGAGCACUCCCUUUGCAGGGAGAAGCAGCUUCGCAGCCUCAUGUCCACGGGGGGUGGGGGUGGGUCGGGGUCAGGCUGUUUGUGCUGCCAGGUCCCGGUGUGACCCAGCUCCCUGCGUUGCCUGCUCCCUGCAGACUGUGUGGGGGCGAAGGUUCUGGUGCCCUGGGGGUGCCAUGGUGCCACUCCAGGGAUGCAGCCCCAAAACUCCCGAAUAAACACGGUCGUUCAUGCAAGGCCUCA